AUGACCGACUCUUCCCCCGUUCCUCAGGAAACUGAGAAAAAGCCCGUGCACACUAUCAUCCUCGACGCUUCGCCCCUCCUCCUCAACACGCCUGGGAUCUCCACACUCCUCGCCAACGGCCAUGUCCUGGUGACCACGCACUCCGUCCUCGCCGAAAUCAAAGCCGAAGAGGCAAGGAACAGAGUCGAAACCCUGUACAAACCAUUUUUGACUGUCCGGUCGCCGAAUCCCGAGAGCCUGAAGAUUGUGAAGGACUUCGCGCGCAAGACGGGUGACGGAGCCGUGCUCAGUCACACCGAUUUUGAGAUUCUGGCAUUGGCCUAUGAGAUCGAGUGUGAGAGGAAUGGAGGGAACUGGAGGCUGCGGACGACACCGGGGCAGAAGAGGCUGAAUGGGGCGCCGCCAGCGCAAAAUGAGGUCAAGGCAGAGGACAGCCAAGAUCAGACUCCGGAUACAGAGAAUGUUGUGGACGGAGUGCAAGGUCAAGCAGAAACGGGGCUGGAUUCUAUCGAGGAAAAGGUGGACAAUCUAAUGCUCGAAGAGACAGGAGGUCAACGGGACGAUGAAGCAAUCGAAGCCGACGAAGUUAGCGACGAAACCAUAGGGGAAGCAACACAACCUUCAGAGCACCAACCGGAGUCAAUAUCCCCCCAACCAGUAGAGGCCGAAGGCUCAGACUCAGACGAAGGCUGGAUCACCCCUUCCAACAUCAAACGCCGACAAGCCCAGGACGAAUCUGCCAGCAGUGGAUCGUCAAAAUCCUCGCCCAAACACCUCCAGGUGGCCACCAUGACGGGUGACUUCGCUAUGCAGAACGUCCUCCUCCAAAUGAACCUCAACCUCAUCUCCACCAAGACCUGCCAACGGAUCUCCCAGAUCAAGCAAUUCAUCCUCCGAUGCCACGCAUGCUUCUCCACCACCAAAGACAUGUCUAAACAGUUCUGCCCGCGGUGCGGGAAGCCUACCCUCACCAGGGUAACGUGUACGACGAAUGAUAAAGGAGAGGUAAAACUGCAUCUGAAGAAGAAUAUGCAAUGGAACAACAAAGGCAACGUCUUCUCGGUCCCCAAACCCACGGGUGGAACCGCAAAUCAGAAAUGGCAAGGGCCCAAGCACGGUGGAGGCGGUAAAGGUGGCUGGGGGAACGAUCUGAUUUUGGCAGAGGAUCAGAAGGAGUACGUCAGAGCCAUGGCGAAGAUGAAGAGGGACACUAGAAGAGAGAAGGAUUUGAUGGAUGAGGAUGUUUUGCCAGGCAUCCUAUCAGGGGAUAGAGGCCACACCACAGGCAGGCCGAGGGUAGGAGCUGGUCGAACGGUUAACUCGAGAAAGCGGUAG
Messenger RNA from Fonsecaea erecta, 1335 nucleotides. RefSeq lists its product as hypothetical. NCBI's taxonomy places the organism in Eukaryota, Fungi, Ascomycota, Eurotiomycetes, Chaetothyriales, Herpotrichiellaceae. The record is from RefSeq and is a predicted model, not a curated record. Gene Ontology annotation, cellular component: preribosome, small subunit precursor. The transcript has a single exon. Gene Ontology annotation, molecular function: RNA endonuclease activity. The coding region runs from base 1 to 1335 and encodes 444 amino acids. Gene Ontology annotation, biological process: maturation of SSU-rRNA; ribosomal small subunit biogenesis.